CUGUUGUCAAUGAAUGCAAACUACAAAAAUAACAGUUUCUUUACCUCAACGAGUUUCCAUUUUAUUUACAGUCGUAUUUCAAUAAAAAUUUGUGUUUUAAUAUUUUACUUUAAUUUGCAGAUUCAAAAUGGAUUCAAAAGGCUCCAAAAAGAUGGACUCUAAAUUUGUGAGCCUUAUUUUCAUUUGCUGUAUCAACUUGACCAGAUCAGUUGAUUGUUCACCACCAACUAAAAAACCCUUGCCAUUAAUGGUUGUUUGGCAUGUCGCUGGUGGAGGUACGUCGGCUGAGCUAACUGUAGACACUGUUUUGAGCUUAGAAAAGUACGGUGCUAAAGUUAAAUUAGUUCAAAUUGGAGCUGAAGAGCAUGAAUGGGACAUUACCCUUCACAUGAAACUGGAUAAACAAGUGAUGAAUGUUUGUCGUCAACUAACCAAUGAUCCUGAAUUGAAAAACGGAUUUGCUUUGAUCGGACUUUCUUUAGGUGGAACUGCAGCAAGAGGUUUAGUUCAGAUGUGUCCAGAACUUAAUAUCACUGAUGUAAUAUCUAUAUGUGGACCACAACAAGGAAUGUUUGACAUACCUAGUUGUCAAAUGAUACCAGAAAACUUUGCCGUCAUUUGUGAUAAACUGAAUAAAGUAAAAGAAGCUGCAGCUCCAUUUCACCGAGUUUGAUACACCUUCAAUAUUCACGCCUGCAAUGAAUGCAGUGAAAGACAAUUAUACCUUACCCUCACUUUGGGUUGAUCCAAACGCCUCUCCUCCUCCAGUUGAUAACUUCAUGAACCUCAUCAACAAUAGACUUGAAACUAAAUUUCCAAAGGAGAAACUUUUCAAAAUUCAAAUAUUCAUUGCUGUUUGGUGUAGCGGAGAUACUGGAGAUACUAUUAUGAAGCCUAAAGAGUCACCCAUGUUUGGCUGGUUCAAAGAGGGUUCAGAAACUGAAAUCAUACCAUACAAUGAGACUGAUUUAUAUACUGAGGAUUACAUUGGAUUGAAAGAUUUGGACGAGCAGGGUCGAUACUUUACUGUUGAAUGUCCAUACGAACACAUGGAAUAUCCAAAUGAAUGGUUUGAGAAAGAUGUUAUUGAAAAAUUUUAUGAUGUUUAAAUUAUUCAAUCAUUUUGUGUUCUCCUACUAGUAUCAUAUGAAUCUUCUUCAAGCUCAACAUAUUAACUCGCAAACUUUCAACACUGACAUAAAGAUCACUCUUUGUCACAAGAUUAGUUUUUAAAAAA
Molecule: messenger RNA, 1237 nt
Organism: Tetranychus urticae (two-spotted spider mite)
Lineage: Eukaryota; Metazoa; Arthropoda; Arachnida; Trombidiformes; Tetranychidae
Source: RefSeq, a predicted model, not a curated record